Messenger RNA from Phoenix dactylifera (date palm), 900 nucleotides. RefSeq names its product vascular-related unknown protein 1-like. The record is from RefSeq and is a predicted model, not a curated record. NCBI's taxonomy places the organism in Eukaryota, Viridiplantae, Streptophyta, Magnoliopsida, Arecales, Arecaceae. Gene Ontology annotation, biological process: xylem development.
ACUUCGGGGAACCAUCUCUUCUCCCUUAUGAUGGAGGAGUCAAUCCAUUCCUCUUUGAACGGGGCUCUCUACUCCAAGGAAGGGACACCCUCUUCCGAGGAGAGUGGUUGGACCAUGUACUUUGAGGACUUCUUGGCAUCAGAGAAGAAGGAAGAAGAUGGUUGCUCUUUUAGCAUUGGAGGAGGGUCUUCCGUCAUCUCUGAUGCUGCUUCAUGUGUUGCAUGGAAGCCUUCUGCCGGUGCUGAGACCACAAAGAGCUGCAAGAAGCUCAGCUUUAAGAAGAGGAAGGGAAAGGGUAUCUUGGAUGAUGACUCUUUGGAAGAUACUGCUAGCUCUCCUGUUAACAGUCCCAAGGUUAGUUAUUUGAAUCGUUCAGAUGUGCAGCCAAAUAAAAAAGACGACGAUUAUAAGGGGAUUCCUCAGGAGGAAGGUGUUGGUUAUGGGAAUGACUUGGAGCUGAAAAGAGAUGUAAAUGAAUUGGGUUUUAUUGAGGGAACCAAUGAAUGUACAGAGCUGAAGAAAAGAGGGCUUUGCCUCCUUCCUUGGUCCAUAUCCUCAUGAGUGGUCACCAGCGUGGGGCAGACCUGGCUGGCAAAGCAUGGAGGAAGGACUUUGGCGGGGACAAGCACGUGUGCUUAUCUUGGUAGAUUUUGAUGGGAAGACAUUGCAUUUGUGCUCUCAGAGCAUUCGCACGUGGCGUGCCCUUGCCCGUACUGGCUUUGGUUCUUUCUUCUCUGCCUUCGUGGGGACUACUACCUCUGGAGUGUAUCCCUCGAAGUAGGGUCCUUCGUUCAUCUCUUUGAGUUAGAUGGGACUGCACCAACGCCCCGGUUUGCAUAAAGAAGUGUAAACAUAACAGGAUCCACAAAAUCUUUUAUGUCAUCGUUCUAAUUUUGUGCA